Molecule: messenger RNA, 1723 nt
Organism: Eruca vesicaria subsp. sativa (arugula)
Lineage: Eukaryota; Viridiplantae; Streptophyta; Magnoliopsida; Brassicales; Brassicaceae
Source: the annotation of a GenBank genome assembly
GUUUAAAAUCUGCUCGUAAACCCUAAUUUCUUUUUUUUUUUAAUCUUGUUGUCUUUUUCUCACCCAGAUCCUUAAAAACAUUCUUCACCAGACAUUUAGUAAGUGCUUAGAAAUUUUCAAGAUUUUAAUAUCCCAUCAAUUUCUCGGAAUCGUUUCAGCUUGGGUAAUCUAUGAUACUCCAUGGAAGAAAUCUGGCACAGUUGCAGAAAUGGCGUAGCUUUAGUGUUUCAGUCACUAUUCUCCUAAAUGCAUCCAAUUCCUUCUCCUCCGUUGCUGAUGUGCGCCCCCCUAGAGAUGUUAGCAAAGGUACCAGCUUUACCAUCUCUUACCUCAUCGAUUCACUGGGUUUCUCCACAAAACUUGCUGAAUCAAUCUCGAAGAGAGUGAGCUUUGAGGACAAGGGCAAUCCAGAUUCCGUUCUUAGUCUUUUCAAGAGUCACGGGUUCACAGAUUCUCAGAUCUCCACCAUCAUUACCGAUUACCCACGACUGCUUCUACUAGACGCUGAGAAAUCACUCGCUCCCAAGCUUAAUUCCCUGCAGUCUAGAGGAGGAGGAAGAGGAGGAGCUUCAGUCUCUGAGAUCGUCUCAAAUGUCCCCAAAAUCUUGGGUAAGAGACAAGGCAGAUCUAUCAACCUCUACUAUGAUGUUGUCAAAGACAUUGUAGAAGCGGAUCACAAGUGUUCCGACAAAAAGUCAUCGACAGAUGGUCGGUGGGGGAAUAAAAUCAGAAAUGUUUUAGUUUUGAGAGAUUUAGGUAUGCCUCAAAAGCUCUUCUUACCCUUGCUUAUAUCCCUUGCCGAACCCAUCUGUGGGAAACAAAGAUUCGAAGAGUCCCUCAAGAAGGUCGUGGAGAUGGGUUUUGAUCCCACCACCCAGAAGUUUGUUACAGCUCUCCGCAAGCUUUACCAAAUGAGCGACAAAAAGAUAGAAGAAAAAGUUAAUCUCUAUAAAAGUUUAGGCUUCACUGUUGAAGAUGUAUGGGGAAUGUUCAGGACUUUUCCAUGCUCUCUGGCUUACUCUGAGAGGAAGAUAACGAACACAUUUGAAACGUUUCUAGGCCUAGGAGUGACAAGAGACGAGUUCGCGAAGAUGGUCAUGACCAAUCCUCGGUGCAUUGGGUUAUCUGAAGAGUCAGUGAAGAAGAAGACUGAGUUUCUAGUGAAGAAGAUGAACUGGCCACUAAGGGCAUUGGUUUUGCGACCUCAGGUAUAUAAUUUCAGCAUGGAGAAAAUGAUUGUGCCUAGGUGUAACGUAAUCAAAGCUCUCAUUUCUAGAGAGGGAUUGAGUGAACCCCCUCCGCUUCCAUCGGUCUUUGCAUGUACAGAUAAGGCGUUUUUAAACAGGUAUGUGCUCAAGUUAGAUGACAAGGAGCUUGUGGCUGACCUGAUGGCUAUCUUCACCGGGGACUGUGCUUCAUAGAUCUUGUAAAAGCAAUCUACAAGAUUACAAAAGCGAAGCCAAAACUAUCGUAUUUUUCUUUCAUCUUUGAAGAAUUCAGAAUCCAAUCACUUGGCGCAGAACAAAGUUUCAAAGAAGUUUCGUUUUGCUUUGUGAUGUGCAUAUCUUGUUUAAGUGAUUAAUCCCAAAAAAAAAUUGGUGGGGAGAGUUUAAUAACCAAAACCCAAUUGACUAGUUACUAACCGGACCAGAUUGUUCUGGUUUUGUAUAAUUAGGCUGUUAUGUGAAGAUGACUUGAGUAGCAAUGAGGAUAAAGCAAAGCA